This is a messenger RNA of Symbiodinium pilosum, 1557 nucleotides long. The record is from the annotation of a GenBank genome assembly. Lineage: Eukaryota; Dinophyceae; Suessiales; Symbiodiniaceae.
AUGGCCAAGCAUGCGCGAGGCGCUCGAUGCAGCGUGCUCUGCCUCGCAGUGCUCGUUUACCAACUCUGCACGCUGGUCCAGCGGGAUUUCGCGGGCGUCCCAGGAAACCGCGCCAGCCCAGUGGUCAGGAGAGCUCAGCCGGAUGCAAAGGUUCUAGCCAAAGAGGUGCAGCCAGCGCAGCCUUCUGCGGAAGAAGAACUCCAGCUUUUGAACCAGACGCAGGGAGCACUGGAGAAAGAGCUGCAGAAAGAGCUUGCAAGCGCCCCUGCACCAAAGAGCGAACAGGCGGAGGAGAGCAAGCCAUCGCGAGCUGCCCAGAAGACCGCAGAGACCAAGGAGCGGGUUGCCGAAAAGAAGCUCCGUCUUGAACGUGAGGCUCAGAAAGCUCAGGACGUCUCAGAGGAUGAGUUCGAGUUGGACUUUGACUUUGCCGGAUAUGCCAAGCAAGCUCGGGAAAUGGCUGCGGAAGCUGGCAAGGAGGCUGCUAAGCCAGGGAAAGAAAGCGCUGCGGCACGCGGCAAACAGUUGGCACUGGAGUUUGUAGCUUCAGGCUUGGAUGCCGCAUCCGAAGCUCCCGUUCUGGUUCCUGUUGGGGUUGCCACGUUGGGUGUUGUGUUGUUGGCCCUUACGUCUGGACGGCCAGCUGAGACACCUGUUUCAGCGCGUCCGAAGCCCGCAGCGCCAGUUCUUGUGACUGCCCCGUCCAGGGCCACCGUCUCUGAAAGAUUGGAGGCAUCACCUCCAGCGCCCGCAGCAACACCCACACCCGCAGCACCUGCGGCACCUGCAGCACCGAAGGUAGUGCCCAAGGUGCCCACCAGGCAGGACCUGCCGUGGGCCAAAGACUUUGCCAAGUCUGCCAGAGACACGCUGAAAACCGUGGCCGACGAGCUCCCUGCUGCCGAAGAGGUCGUGGAGAAGGAGCUUCCCGUGGCCGAGUCUGCCAUCGAGUGGGUCUCCAGCCUGACGCCUGAGAACGCUCCGGAAAAAAUCGAGAAAGAUGCGCUGCCCGCAUUUGGGCGUCUUGCAGGAGAGGCCUUGAGGUCAACAUUGCGCGCUGGGGCUCUGGGCUUGGACUUUGCCUCCAAGAACUUGCCAGCCGCGGAGGAAGCUCUGGGCAAGGCUGUUGAGAAAGGCAUGCCGAUGGCGCAAUCGGCUUUGCGUGAUGCAGCCUCGGGAGCCCGAAGUCUGGCCAAGGAGGGCCUCCCAGGUCUCCCUGAGACAGAAUCCAACUCAGUGGUGCGUGCAUUGGUGUCAGCAGCACCAGACGUCUUGUCAAACACAGCCAAAGUUUUGGAUGCCACUGCAGAUGCAGCCCCGCAAGUGAGCUCCACUGUGGGGCAGGCUGUGACAAUGGUGACUCCAAUAGCACAGGCUACGCUGGGAGUCGCCUCCAACGUGGUCGGGGGUGUGUCCCAAAUUCCUGGAUCCACUGUGGAGCAAGCCGUCGGAAAGUUAAGCGACACUGUCAAGGCAUCCAUACCGCCGGAUGCCGCAGCCAACGCGAAGCAGCUGAUUGAGUCGGCGGCUUCCUCCGUGCUCACACCAACGAAGUGA